UUCGGUUCCAACUUCACUCAGUUUCUUGCCGCCAUGAUGAGUCUGUAGAGGCUCUCAACACCUACGUGCUGCAUUUCCAUUCACUUUUCUCUUAUCAACGUAUCGUAACGAGCUUCUCCAUGGAAACCUAACAUCAUCGACGAUUCCUCUUGCGCCAUCGUCAUCCCAUGGCCAGGGUGGACCUAUUCUUGGACGAUGACCACAGCAGCAGGGAAAUGGUGCAACUAUCACCUCAUCUCAUUUACUGGGCCUGCAUCUAGCAUGAGACUGCCGUCUUUUCUUCUCAUUCAUUUAAAAAUGUACCUGCCGAAUCACCCCGGCAGUCCAUACAAUGCCCGCUCCAAUCCACCCAAAACCCCCUCUAGAACCCUACCCAAUCCCCCCACCAACCCAAGCUCCCCUCGACUGGGCCCCGCUCGCUAUCAUCGACCUCUCCAAAUUCGAGGAACCCAACGGUAAACAGGACCUCGCGGCUGAACUCAAAGAUGCAGUGAAACGCUGGGGAUUCUGGACCGUAGUGGGUGCAGGCUUCACCCAGGAGGAACUGGACCGCCAGCUCGCUAUUGGGAAUACGUUUUUCAAGCUCCCGUUAGAGGAGAAGAGGAAGUUUGCUUGUGAUUUCUCCGUUGGGAACUACUUUGGGUACAGAGAGCCAACGCGGUUCGUCAGUCGUACGGAUGUUAAAGAGAAUAUGGAAAUGCUGAACGUGCCCAAGUUUACGCCAGACUAUGCUAGCAUCCCUCAGCAUCAGCUCAUCAAAGCUUAUCACGACGAGAUUGCCCAGUUCCAUCGGAGAGUGUGGGACGAUGUCAUCCGGAAACUGUUUGUCUUGUUCGCGAUAAUAUUGGAGCUGCCGGAGAAUUACUUUGUCGAUCGUCACAGUUAUGAGACGCCAUCAGAAGAUCAUCUCCGCUAUAUGAUUUACCAUCCUCGGACAGUUGAAGAUGACAAGAAGAUUUCAGACCAAUGGACUGCUGGCCAUACAGGCUCUCUUACCCUCCUCUUCUCACAGCCAGUUGCAGCCCUCCAAGUCAAGGAUCCCAAUAACGAGUGGAAAUGGGUCAAGUAUGUCCUAGGCGGCAUAACCUGCAACGCUGCCGACACACUGUCAUUCCUAACCAAGGGAUACAUAAAGAGUACCAUCCACCGUGUCGUCCGUCCACCUCCCGACCAAACGCACCUUGAACGUCUCGGGCUCUUCUACUUUGCACGACCGGGUAAUGACGUACCGAUGGUCCCCGCUCCGAGUCCUGUGCUCUUCCGCGAAGAGUUGGUGACUGAAAAUGAAACAAAGGUCACUGAGGAUUCGGUCAGUGGGUAUGAGUAUGUUCGUGCGAGAGUGAAGAAUGUGCAUGACCGGAAGGCGACACGUAUUGCUGAGAAUAACCCGGAUGCGAUGUUCCAGGUCAAGAACCUGACGGUGCAGGACUAUUACGUCUGA
Molecule: messenger RNA, 1441 nt
Organism: Desarmillaria tabescens
Lineage: Eukaryota; Fungi; Basidiomycota; Agaricomycetes; Agaricales; Physalacriaceae
Product: gibberellin 2-oxidase
Exons: 8
Coding region: 332-1441 (369 amino acids)
Molecular function (GO): 2-oxoglutarate-dependent dioxygenase activity
Source: RefSeq, a predicted model, not a curated record